AUGACUUGCUCCAGACCACAGUCCAGCCAAGGUUCUGUACCUUGGGUAAUUGCCGAGGGUGGCAAUAUAUCCCAUCGCUCAAGUUGGCUUCCUUCUCCCGGCCCUGACGCCCAGACCGAGUGCUUUCCCGCGCCGUUAAUUGGGCCUCGCCGAACCCGGCCCCAGGCCAUCCACGUCCUCUCAUUUCCUUCCGGCUACAUACCUCGCGAUCUUCGACCGUCACCAACCAAGUCUCUCCGCCUCGGAAUACGGCGAGAAAGAAAGCAGGAUAAAUCUGCGCAAAAGACCGAACGUCGAAUCUUUCUCCUUCGCAGAUUUUCCGCUCCCGGCUUGGAGUCUGCAUGCCAACGCCAGCUCUCUCGUUUCAGCAAACAAGCUAACACAGCGGCUGCGACCGAGGGGCUGCGACCGCCACAGGGCACCAGUCCACCGCCCAGCUCCGUACACGAGGACGAGCACCGGACCACUCCCUUGCCGGAGCCAAGUUUGGCAUCCGGCUCCAUCUUGAGCGUCACCGAAGAAGAACACAUCGCAGCGCCGCCUGCCAUGACAUCGCGCCGCAGAGGCGCCGCCGACACGGCCGCAUACCGCCUACCGACCGACACCGGCUACCUCUCGUCCAUAAUGAACAAGUCAGCGGUGACUUCGGUAACGGAAAUCCCCAAGCCUGUCGCGUCUGGCAGCGGCGUGACCUGUUCCAUCCUCCUUGCCGAGCAAAAUGUCUUUCUGUACGGCUUCGAACACGACAACCACUCCCGCAUGGAGCAUCGCAGUGGCACAGCGCUUCUACGCGGUCGAUUACGACUCAACGUCACCAAGAACGUCAAGCUCAAGGCAGUCCAGCUAAAACUUGUCGGUCGUGCCCGCACCGAGUGGCCUGAGGGCAUCCCGCCGCUCAAGCAAGAUCUGUUUGAGGAGGAAAGCCUUCGGACGCAAGUCUUGACGUUUUUCAACGCCAUGACCGAGGGGUGGGAAAACGAAUACGGAAACCAGUGCACAUACUCUCUCAAAUCCAGCUCCAACAACUCGAGCAACACGAACCUCGCGCUGCCUGCCACUCAAUCACACCGUGCCAGCCUAAGCUCGAAAGAAAUGAAGCGCCUGUCGCUGCAGACUGUCCAGUCGCGUAGCUUUGGCAAGAGCGACUAUAGCGUUGCGUCUGUAACGCAAGCAAAGGGCUACAAGGUCUUUUAUCCCGGCACCUACGAUUACUCCUUCGAGCUCCCGAUCGAUUUCCACCAGCUCGAGACCACCAAACUCCAGUACGGCUCCGUAAAAUGGGAGCUGCACGCGACGGUUGAUCGCGCGGGGGCGUUCAAACCUAACCUACAUGGCGUCAAGGAAGUUUCCAUUGUCCGCCUACCGGACCAGAUGUCGCAGGAGAUGUCGGAGCCCAUCUCCAUAAGCAGGCAAUGGGAGAAUCAGCUGCACUACGACAUUGUCAUCUCCGGCAAGAGCUUUCCCAUCGGCUCCAAGAUUCCCAUUGCCUUCAAGUUGACGCCACUCGACAAGGUGCACAUUCACAAGCUCAAGGUCUUCCUGACUGAGUCCACCGAGUACUGGACCAACGACAAGCGCGUCACGCGGAAAGACCCUGGUCGGAAGAUCCUGCUCCUCGAAAAGGUGGCCGGCAAGCCUCUCGACUCGCACUGGCGCAACUCGUCGAUACGCACCCUCCGCGGCGGUGAGCUCUCGCCCCAGCAACGGCAGGAAGCUAGAGAGACAGCUCGGAGGCGCCGCGUCGCGGAUGCCUCGAGGAAACGCGUGCCUCCCGAGCCGCUGCCCGAGCCGACGGAAAACAUGCUUGGCGAGUUGGAGCUGGGACUGGAGAGCAUGUGGGGGGCGACGGAGAUCGAGGCCAACGUGCAGAUCCCGACGUGCGAGAUGAUGGCCAAGAACAAGGACCUGCGGCUGCACCCGGACUGCAGCUGGAAGAACGUCAACGUGUACCACUGGAUCAAGGUGGUGAUGCGCAUCAGCCGGCUGGACCCGGAGGACCCGUCCGGCACGAAGCGCCGCCACUUUGAGAUCAGCAUCGACUCGCCCUUCACCGUGCUCGACUGCCGCGCCACCCAGGCCAACACGUUUCUGCCCACAUACACGGGACCGGCCACGCCGCCUGACGUGUACCGCGCGUCCUGCGGCUGCCCCGACGCCCACGUCGUCGCCACCGACGCCUCGCCGAGCGCCUCCUCGAUCGCGCUCGCGCCGGCAGACUGCGACGCGGCGACCGACGUGUUGCCCGCCGCGCCGCGCGCCGCCCACGUACACCAGCCAGUCCACGAGCCGAGCCGCAGCGGCAACAAUGGCAGCCCCGACCGCAGCUCUCGGCCCAUCCACCUCUUGCGGGCGCCGAGCUUCAGCCCGCCGAGCUUUGACGAGGACACGGCGCCCCCGCCGAUGCUCGUCGACAGCGGCGGUGGUGGUGGAGGCGGCGUCCCGGCGAUGACGCCGCCGCCGACGUACGACACGGUGGUGGGCACGCCGUCGGUGGACGGGCUGGCGGACUACUUUGCGCGGCUGGCGGACUACUUUGCGCGGCUGGCGGACUACGGGUUCGAGGGCGAGGAGGACGAGUCGGACGGCGAGGAGACGCCGCCGCGCAUCUUGGAGCGCUCGGGGCGCGUCAACGUGGCGCACCCGCGGACGCCGGGCGGGAGAAUGCCGAGUAGAAGCUUGGAGAUUGCGAGGCCGCCGGUGAACUUGAACCUGGAGGAUCUGGCGAAGAGGCGGAACGUGGUGCCGGCGGCGGCGGCCAGCACGUCGUCGACCUGA
This is a messenger RNA of Cordyceps fumosorosea ARSEF 2679, 2775 nucleotides long. RefSeq names its product arrestin domain containing protein. Gene Ontology annotation, molecular function: ubiquitin protein ligase binding; protein-macromolecule adaptor activity. Bases 1 to 2775 code for a protein of 924 amino acids. Gene Ontology annotation, biological process: ubiquitin-dependent endocytosis. Gene Ontology annotation, cellular component: cytosol; cytoplasm. The record is from RefSeq and is a predicted model, not a curated record. The transcript has a single exon. NCBI's taxonomy places the organism in Eukaryota, Fungi, Ascomycota, Sordariomycetes, Hypocreales, Cordycipitaceae.